GUAAACUAAAUCUGUCAAAACGUCAUCCACCGUUCUCUUAACGCAUUUCAAUUUUCUGUUUCAAAAAACGCCCGAUUUUUUUUUUGAUGUGGUCUAAAGUUUUGUACAAAAUGCGCUGAAAUUGCUAAUCAUUAUUUGAUAGUAAAGUUACGAGUAUGUUUUUAUGACAAGUCUCGUCGUUCAGGAGACGAUAAUAUGUCGAAGGCUGUAAUUAUACCGGAGUGUAAUAAGGAUAUAGGGGGUAUGAAAGAGGAGUUAUCACUGUCUCCGACUGAGAAACGAGAUGGGGCAAUCGGUGGUUUGUUUAGGCUGCUGCGACUGGAUACAUUGAGUAAGAAGAGUGGCUCGCCCGAGAGUCCGACCUCCGUGGAACCGCCUACCACCUACUACGGAGUUUAUAUACCUAGUGAAAUUAAAAAGGGACCAGAUGAAGAAGCGCUACAUGUUUAUAAGAAUAAAUCGGAAGCUCUCGAGCUGGUGCGAAGGUACAAGUCUGCGAGGUUCAAGGCUUUCAGGAACCGACAGGAUGCUGUGUCCUUUGCGCUGCGGGGAGCUGAACCCACUGAUAAUACAGACGGAAAUGAUAGCUCGAUUAUGGGAGAGAAGCCGUAUCCAUUCAAGGCGCCUUCUCCUCAAGACAUGGUGGCGCUCAGGAAGGCGAUAGAAGCUGGUCUCGCUACCACCGUGAGAGACAGAGUGUGGGACAACCCGAGGUUUCUAGUCAGCAGUGGGAAUACACCCGCUAUUAUGCAGGAAGGGUCUCGUUACAACGCAUUGCAUAUAGCAGCUAAGGCGAGUAACGCGGAGAUCUGCAACCUAAUACUGACGACGGUCGGCAACCCCAUGUUUGUGCAGACGUUGUACGGCAUGGAUGCUGACCCCGAGUCUUGUAAGGAGUUUGCAAGUAUCCUCGUGGACCGCUACCUGAACACUCCGGACAAGGCUAUCAACGAGACCCCCCUGCACUUCGCGGCCAAGUUCGGCGCGGAACAGGUGGUGGACGUGCUCACUGCCUUCCCACAGUGCAACCGCACUGCUGUCAAUAAGUACGGGGAACAGCCUAAGGAUAUAAUCUGCAAACGGGCUUCAAACUGCGAGGCGGGCGUGGCGAGCCGCAUAGCGUGUAUGUUGCAGGAACGUUACUAUGUCCCCGUACUGCAUACUGAGGACGGCAGCGGCGUGCCCACUAUAGGGAAGGCCUUCACACCGGCCGUGCCACCCGAUAUAAACCGCGAUCCAUUAAGUCCUCGCUAUGAGAUCCGUGCCUACGCGGGUCCCAUGGAGGCUCGUGCCGCGGAACUGUUCCGUCGUCGCUGGAAGACGCCGCCGCGCGCCCCCGCGCCCUCCGCGCCCCCGCCCCGCCUACUACAAGAUCAUAGUCCCGCGCCCCCGCCCAGUCCCAGCGCCAAAUCACACACAUUUAGACUUAAGGAGAUUACUAAGGGAUUAGAAACUGUUGGCAGGAGUUUAGCGGAACAAAUGAAAGUGGGUUGGAAGGAAUACUGGCCGUUUUUGGACACGUUCACCGACCUUAGAACACCGGAAGGUCUGACGUUACUCGAGAAUUACCUCAAGAGUAAAUACGAUAGCGCUUGUUCAUUCGCCUAUACUGAUAGUUGUGCCCAAUCUCACGUGCCUGAAGACCUCUCGCUGUCCAGAAUCAGUCUCUCCAUAUCCCAACAAAGUCCUUCAAAGGAGUCCACGCUAAGCCCCAUGUCGGAGCUCUGCGUUGCCAUGAAAUCCUGUAAAAUAACCAAUGAAAGACCAGCGCAUUGGAGGAAAACUGAUCCUUUAAGACAGAGGUUAUGUAGACAACCUGGACCGAAGACCUUGAAUGGCGAUACUCCGGUAGUAAACCAUACAGUGAGCCAGUUGUUAUGUAUAGAGCGCACAUGCCAAGUUUUCGCUAAAAGAAUAGCGGACGCGCUAACAUUUUCUCUCAACGCCGAGCCUGAGACCGCCGGCGACGCACUCAAGUCCGAGUCCAAACACCUUCAACAUACAAUCUACACGUACAUGGACGACGAGCGAUUUCAAAAGAUAGACUUUGCCUUAAUACAUUCUAGACUAGCGCAGUUAGUUGUGUACAAACUAAAGCAACAAACGAGUGACUUAGACGACAUUAACCAUUUAUUGGAGUUUCUUGUGAGACUCCGAUGUCCGAAUGACGAUAUAUUUAGCUCAGACGACGAAAGGAAACCGAAUUAUAGAGGUCCCAGUAGAGUGAAAAUGACUCAUGUGAUAGACGGCCAUGUUAGAUGCUUAACUAGUUUUAUAUGUGAGGAGUUGACGGAAGCUGAAGGGCUGAAGGCUCCGGCAAUGUCGGAGAUUGAGUGUACAGAGUUGUGGCACAAAGCCUCGAAGUGCCGGUGUGACUGGAAGAUCGAAGUGUUCGAACGGAAUAGCAAGAAGAACGCGUCGUUUAGGAAGAAUAGAUCUAUACUGUCGACUAGUCCGAAGAGCGAGAGUUUUAUUAGAAGACUGACUUUUGAUCAAGAUAUUGGCGACGGCAAACUGCAACACAGCGAGAUGUCCCGCGUAGUGAGCGUGAACUCCCCGGCCGGCGACAGUGGCGCCCCCACCGCGCUCUACACGCUCGACACCAACAAGUGCCAGGUGCUACCCGCUGAGAUAUCGGACGAUGACUCAGUAGCGUCGUGCAAUUCUGAUGUCGAUGACGAGGACUUCCACACCGCGUCUGAACACUCGGAGAAGGAGGAUGAUGACAUGGAAGAGGCCAGCGACGCGGCCGUAGCGGAGCCUUUUAUUUAUGGCGAGGAGCCGUCGAAGAUGGACCGGCUGGUGUACGACGCGCUGCAGUCCACCUCUAUAUCCGCCGACCAGUACCCCAACGUGUACCGCUGGAGACACCACGUGGCGCUCUACCCGCCCGACCAGAGAGACAAAUGGUUGCCAGCCCCAUCAAUAGAGGACAGUAUGUGUGUGAGCAUGUCCCUGGGUACAGCGAGCCCGGGCUUCAUGAACAGCCCGGGGCUGGCGAGUAGCUCGGCAGUGACGAGUAGUCCGGCAACAAGGCCCGGCCGCAGCGCCGCGCGGUGCUCCACGCCGUGCAGGGAUCGAGACUCCGCUAGAGCGCCUCCACUACAGGUGUCGACCUGGCUCCGUGUGACGGGCCCCAACUCCCCUCGGUCCGCGCUGGCAGUCAGGAACGCGAACCACAACGUCAGCUUCGGCUUCUGAUCCACACUCCCCGCUACCAUACUCAUGGCAGUCAUGCUAAACUUGUGGCCUUUUAAAUUAUAUAUCAUCACUUUACAUCACUCGGUUAAAAGAAAAUUCUCAAUCGAAAUUGACAUACAAUUCAGCGUUACACACGCAUCAUUCCUAUAUCGGUUAUUGGGCAGCAAAAAUAUGUAAAUUGUUUAAUUGUAAUUAAAAAUAGUUAACAUUUCUUUAAGAUCUAACAAAACUUAGGUAUUAUUAACUCAUUUUUAGAUACGAAAACAUAAAAUGUGAAUCUACACGUAUUUAGUUAGUGACAUGCAUAAUUCUAGUGUCUCGAUAUUAAUGUUUCACUCCCCGAUUAAUAUAAAUUAGUUUAUUUAAUAAUUGAAUAUAAUUCGAUGGUGUUUGAAUGUUUAUUUCUAUGAUUAUUUUUAAUUGGAGAAUGUUUAUAUAUUUUGUUUAAUUUUCUCGUAGGUAAUGUGGAUUGGCGCAGUACUAUUAAGUUCAUAGUCCAUUUCAUUUCAUUUGUAAACUAAAUUUAAUGUGACUAACGCUCUUAUGUAAACAACCCUAUGUACUAAAGAAUGACAAGGUCCAUUGAACUAAGUAUUAAAAUAAAAAAAUGGAGUUCUAAACUUUGAUUGAAUUAAAGCAAAGGGUUGUUCUUUUUGUAUGUUUUACAUCACAUUCGUAGGUUAAGACAUAGCUAACAUGACUUAAUAUAGAGCUCGUUAAAGCUUAUAUGUUUACAAACAUCUUUAAUCGUCUGCUGUGCAGCGUUGUGCAUCAAUCAUAUUGAUGACAAACGAAACGCCAACGAUAAGUACUUAUAAUAUAGUUUCAGGUAAUAAUAUAAUACUCUUUGUUAUUGAUACAAGUAUAUAUACUUUCUAUUAUAAAUAGAAAGGUGUAUUGAAAUUAUAUUCAAUCAGUAAAGAGUUCCGCUAACGUUAUGUAACAAAUCUCAUGUACGUCGUUGUUUUAGACAAAUUAGUUGUUAGGGUUUACAAACGCAAUACGAACAGGAAUCGUUGAAAAUGAUUAGAAUUAUUGUUUGAGCGCGCAUUUGGCACAAAACCGUUGUGAUUCAUAUUAAGUAAUUAGUGAUUCGUUAAAAGCAAGUUUGUUUUGUAAACCACAGUAAGACAUUGUCCUAGUUGCAUUUGUUUUUAUAUAUUAUUGUGACAAUAAAGUUGUUUCACUGCGUUGAUUAGCAUUUAAUGUAGUAAGGUCACGACGUAGGAACUCUGCGGAUGCCAAAAGCUGUGAGUUGUUGAUAUUACGUCUACGAAUGUUUGUACUUUUAUAUUAUUCAAAGAUAUGAGAUAUUGGUAAACAAAAAUGUAUGUUUUAUAUGAUAUUAUAAUGUUUUAAUUCACAUAGACGAUAGAUAAAUAAAUUAUGACUGGUUCUUUUUA
This is a messenger RNA of Spodoptera frugiperda (fall armyworm), 4604 nucleotides long. RefSeq names its product ankyrin repeat and LEM domain-containing protein 2 (gene Ankle2). Gene Ontology annotation, biological process: negative regulation of phosphorylation. The record is from RefSeq and is a predicted model, not a curated record. Lineage: Eukaryota; Metazoa; Arthropoda; Insecta; Lepidoptera; Noctuidae. Gene Ontology annotation, cellular component: endoplasmic reticulum. The transcript has 14 exons. Bases 196 to 3201 code for a protein of 1001 amino acids. Gene Ontology annotation, molecular function: protein phosphatase 2A binding.